Molecule: messenger RNA, 1158 nt
Organism: Rosa rugosa (rugosa rose)
Lineage: Eukaryota; Viridiplantae; Streptophyta; Magnoliopsida; Rosales; Rosaceae
Exons: 1
Coding region: 1-1158 (385 amino acids)
Molecular function (GO): nucleic acid binding; zinc ion binding
Source: RefSeq, a predicted model, not a curated record
AUGACUAUGGGAGAUGAUGAGUCCAUUGAUGAUUUUCAUUCUAGGCUUAUAAAUGUGACGAAUGAGUGUGAUAGUCUUGGUGAUCCUAUUGCUGAGAAUAGGAUUGUAAAGAAAUUCCUUAGGUCUUUACCUUUGAGUUUUCAAAAUAAACAAACUGCCAUUGAAGAAGUUCAGGAUUUAGAUACCUAUACCUUAGAUGAACUUCUUGGGAAUCUUCAAACUUUUGAAAUGAAAAUCAGGCCAGAUAAGAAAGUAAAAACCAUUGCCUUGAAUGCUGUUAGGAAAGUGGAUGAAAAGCCAAAAGAGUUAGUAAAGGAAAAGGAUAGUGACUCCGAUUUUACUGCUGAAGACUUUGCUCUCUUAACCAAACAUUACAAAAAGUUUUUAAGAUCUGGUAAUUCGUUUCAAAAUUCCAAGAACUUCUCUGGGUCUAGUUCUAGGAGAAAUAUGAGCGGUGACUAUUCUUCUGAAAAAGACACUAAAGCUAGGUUUACCUAUAAGAAACCUUCUGUUGAUAAACCUAAGUGUUUUGAGUGUCAGGGUUUCGGACAUCUUGCGGCAGAUUGUGGAAAUAAGAGAUUCAAGGCUCGUUCAAAUAAGGCUAUGAACACAACCUGGAGUGACUCUGAGUCUGACACUCAAUCUGAGUGUGGUGAAGACAACGUUGCCUUAACUGCUGCUCUUCAUCCUUCAUCCUCAUGUGAGUAUGAAGAAAAGGAUCUUGAUGAUGAAGAAACAAAUGAUCAAGCCAUGGCUGACAAAUACCAAGAAAUGUGUAGAGCCUCCACCAAAAUGUUGAAGCUAAAUCAAUCCUUGAGUGAAAAACUUUGUCUGGUAGAACAAGAAAAGGAGGGGAUUGCUAAGCACAUGCAAUCCUGCACAAAAAACUGGGAGAUCGAGAAGUCAGUGUAUGUUGGGCGUAUAAAGAGCUUACAAGAUAAUUUGGAUACUCAAAUUAGUCUUGUUAACUCCUUGUCUUCUGAAAAACUGAGCCUAGAACUUUCUUUGAAAGAAUCUCAAGAAAAUUUUUUAAAGUUUUCAAUAAGUUCUGACAAAGUUUCAAAAAUGAUAGGCAUUGGAAAAGUUGGAGGGGACAAGAAGGGAAUAGGAUUCUCUGACAGCACUUCUUUCAAGGACUCAAAACUAUCAGGUUUGUGA